Messenger RNA from Acipenser ruthenus (sterlet), 1330 nucleotides. RefSeq lists its product as uncharacterized. Bases 153 to 1088 code for a protein of 311 amino acids. NCBI's taxonomy places the organism in Eukaryota, Metazoa, Chordata, Actinopteri, Acipenseriformes, Acipenseridae. The transcript has 2 exons. The record is from RefSeq and is a predicted model, not a curated record.
UAGAUUCAGUGCUGAGUAAACUUGGAGUAACUUCUAGAACUUUCUAGAACUUUCCAGUAAUAUAAAUAGUAGUAUAAAUACAGGGGCCUUAAGCCCACCAGUUCAGUUUAGUUCCAGCUGCCUAAGUGGAUACAUAUCUGCAUUUUUCUGAGAUGGCAACAAGAGGCUGCAAGCAUCCGGCAGACGCAUUUUGCUAUGUCUGCGGCCAAUUUAUCAAGACAAGAGCGAAAAAGUACUCCGUGGAAGCAUCUGCUAAGAUGUAUGAGGCCUACAAGGCAUAUUUCGGCAUGCCUGUCGGGGAUCAAGACAAACCCUGGGCACCUCAUUUCACCUGCGAGCACUGCAAAAAAACUCUGGAAGGAUGGUACAGAGGGGAAAAGAGAGCCAUGAAGUUUGCUAUCCCAAGAAUUUGGCGGGAACCCACUGACCACUCAAGCAACUGCUACUUCUGCAUGGUGGACCCUUCCAAGCGGACCGAGUUCUCUGUGGGGAGGAACAACGUCAAGUGGGAGCCACUGGUGGACCCCCCGAAGGUGCUGAUGCCACAACUGCACAUCAAAUUGGGCCUUAUGAAACAAUUUGUCAGAGCUCUAGAUAAGGAGUCGACAGCCUUCAAGUACCUUCAAGACUUCUUCCCUAAGCUGUCUGAGGCAAAGGUCAAAGCCGGUGUCUUCGUCGGACCACAGAUAAAGAAGAUCCUGGAGUGCAAUGAAUUCCCCAAGAAGCUCACUAGUAAGGAGAAAGCGGCUUGGAACAGCUUUGUCGCAGUGGUUCGGGGCUUCCUGGGCAAUCACAAGGCCGAAAACUAUGUGGAGCUGGUUGAGACUCUGGUGAAGAACUACAGCACAAUGGGCUGUAGGAUGUCCCUCAAAGUCCAUAUCCUUGAUGCUCAUCUUGAUAAAUUCAAGGAGAACAUGGGAGCGUACUUGGAGGAGCAAGGCGAGCGCUUCCACCAGGAUAUACUGGACUUUGAACGCCGCUACCAAGGACAGUAUAACGAGAACAUGAUGGGAGACUACAUUUGGGGGCUGAUUCGUGAAAGUGAUUUACAGUAUAAUCGUAAAUCUCGAAAAACUACUCACUUCUAAAUCUUUUGUAGUCAUUUUUGUAUUACUUUAGUAUAAAUACAUGUUAAUUUGGAUUCAUAUGUUGUUUUUUUCUGACUUUAUGUGAACGAAAAGACACAAAUUCGCCCGUUUUCUCAUUGGAAAUAGGUACAUUUCAAAAUAUAACUGUCCUGGCCACAAAAGCAAAGUUUGUGGGGAAUAAUAGCCAUUUUCUAUACUUUUGAGGCAUAAGCAAUUAGGAAAUAACACUUACUACCCAGGAA